AUGGUGCGAUUGACGCCGUUGCGCCUUCUACUGUGCGCUGCUGUGGCGCUGUGCACCUUCUUCUUCUCGUCUUUCAUCCCUUGCCUCCUUCGCCGCGAACGCGGCUAUGACACAUUCCACGAGCGUCCCUCUGCGCGAUUCCGACCAGUACCAAACGUACACUUUGGCGAGGAAUGCUCCCCAUUCACCGCCGGCGUUCUGGACGAUGUCACCCUGGUGCUCAAGAUUGGCGCGGGAGAAGCGGUGACAAGGCUGCCUGCCUACCUGAAACAACGGGGAAGGUGCAAGCAGGACCUGCUCAUCUUCUCCGAUCGUAAAGACAACUACAACGGCUUCGAGAUAGCCGAUGCCCUUGCCCACCUGCCCGCCGAAUACAGGUCCAACAACCCGGACUUCGAUGUAUACGACCGCAUCCAAGCUGCGGACGGCCCCGAGACCGUGCCGAACAAAUCGGACGAUGGCUGGAGGCUGGACAAGUACAAGUUCCUGCCCAUGGUGGAAUGGACGGCAUACAAGCGGCCCAAGUCGCAAUGGUACAUCUUUAUAGAGCUGGAUACCUACGCCAACUACGACAAUUUGUACCGUUUUCUGGCUUCCUUCAGUCCAAAAUCUGCCUACUACUUUGGCUCUCCAGUCUGGCCCGAGAAAGGAACCGUGUUCGCCCAUGGUGGAACCGGUUUUAUACUAUCGCGCGCCGCAAUGGACAAGAUCAUCGCUCUUGGCAGGACGUUCGGCGAGGACAAGCACAUUCCCGGCACCCAUUUCUUUGGUGUGGACAUGAAAAAGCAGUGCUGUGGCGACGAGACGCUGGCGCAGGUGCUGAAGAAAAGUGGCGUGCCACUCCGAGGCUACUGGCCCAUGUUCAACGGCGAGAAGCCCUCUACCGUUCGCUUUGAUAAGGAGCAGUGGUGCGAGGCCAUCAUCACCAUGCACCACCUUCAAGAAGACGAUUUCACGAGUUUAUCACAAUGGGAGUCAGCACGAUUGAAUCCCAACAAACCAUUGACGUUUGAAGAGCUCUUCACCAUGAUUGAGCCGCAUCUGCAAGAGAAAGCCGCAGACUGGUCGAACCUGUCCGAGGACGUCUUUUAUACUAGUAUUGAAUCGUUCGACAAUUGCUACAAGGCUUGCCUGAAAGACGGAAGUUGCAUGCAGUUCGAGCAUUCCGGGACAGAGUGCCGGCUGGGGUACUCUGUACGACUUGGCCAUCACCAGCUACCCACAGACGAACGGAAAUGGACGUCAGGGUGGAUGUUAGGUCGAAUAAAAACUUUCAAGCAAGCUCACUCGCCAUGUCACGGCGCACAUUUUGUCCACGCAAACCCAUGA
Messenger RNA from Capronia coronata CBS 617.96, 1329 nucleotides. RefSeq lists its product as uncharacterized. Gene Ontology annotation, cellular component: membrane. The transcript has a single exon. The record is from RefSeq and is a predicted model, not a curated record. NCBI's taxonomy places the organism in Eukaryota, Fungi, Ascomycota, Eurotiomycetes, Chaetothyriales, Herpotrichiellaceae. Gene Ontology annotation, molecular function: glycosyltransferase activity. The coding region runs from base 1 to 1329 and encodes 442 amino acids.